Molecule: messenger RNA, 722 nt
Organism: Drosophila biarmipes
Lineage: Eukaryota; Metazoa; Arthropoda; Insecta; Diptera; Drosophilidae
Product: putative gustatory receptor 36a
Exons: 2
Coding region: 30-722 (230 amino acids)
Biological process (GO): sensory perception of taste
Cellular component (GO): membrane
Source: RefSeq, a predicted model, not a curated record
AUCAUUCGAAAACCGAUCAAGUUAUACAGAUGGUUUUGCAGUUGUGGAUGUCAAAUAUUGUUCAUCUGGCUGUAACGCAGCAUUAUCUUAUAACCCUUUCUGUUCGGGCUCAAUAUCAUGUGCUUAACAGAGAGUUACGACAGGUGGUCGAAGAAAGCAGGGUGUUAAGUUUCCAACCUCGGAGAAGGGGUGGUUUUAUGACCAGAUGCUGUUCGUUGGCGGAUAAGGUGGAAAAUAUAGCCAAGGUCCAAAGCGAACUUCAGUCUAUUAUGAACCAGCUGGGGGAGAUAUUUGGAAUUGAAGGGCUGAUGUUGUCUGGUGGAUUCUACAUACUGUCAGUUGCAACCGUUUACUUCAUCUAUAGCAUCCUAAAAUGUGGCCACGAAAGUCUACAACUGAGUUUCAUUUCGAUGUUACUGUCGUUCACUUUAUGCUUCUUCAGCUUUCUUGAUGCAGGUAUAAAUCUCUUCAAUAUUCUUAACUUGUUAGACGAUCAUAAAAAAAUGGAACGCCUAUUGGAGGAGCGAACUGUAUUUGCCCAAACCUUGGAUGUUCGUCUUGAGCAAUCGUUCGAAAGCAUGCAACUGCAAUUGAUACGGAACCCAUUAAAAAUCGACAUAUUGAAGAUAUUCCAGAUCACUCGAAUCGCUAUUGCGGCCCUGGUUGGAUCUCUAAUACAACAUUCAAUAUUCCUCAUUCAAUUUGACAUGGAAUACUUUUGA